AUGGCCUCCGUUUUCGGCUUCCUACGACGAAACUAUCUCAUCUUCAACCCGCCCGUCGCACCAAAGCAAGAUGGCGCCAUCCGCUUCGGCGUCCUGGGUGCAGCCAAUAUUGCCCCAAUGGCCCUCAUCAUCCCGGCCAAAACUCACCCAGAGGUCAUAGUCCAGUCCAUUGCCGCCCGCGACCGUAAAAAGGCCGAGGCCUUUGCCGCGAAGCACGGUAUCCCGGACCUCGACGCAAUCUACGUCCCGCUGCCCAACGGCCUGCACUACGAGUGGGCCCUCAAGGCGCUGCAGGCUGGCAAGCACGUUUUGCUGGAGAAGCCGUCCGUCUCCAACGCCGAGGAGGCCGAGGCCCUGUUCCGGCUGCCGCUGCUCAAGGAGAAGGGAGCGCCCGUCCUGCUGGAGGCGUUCCAUUACCGCUUCCAGCCGAGUUGGCAGUACUUCAUGGGGCUUGUUGACAAGGAGAACGUCGAGCACGUGCACGCGCGGGCGUAUAUCCCCUGGUUCGCGCUCGGGGACGACGAUAUCCGGUUCCAGUACGGUCUUGCCGGUGGCGGGCUGAUGGAUUUGGGCACGUAUACCGUCUCGAGCAUCCGGCAGACGUUUGGCGUCGAGCCGGAAGAGUGUCUGACGGCCAAGUUCAAGACGAUGCCGCCGCCGGAGGAGAGGGCGGAUUACGCGUGGGACAUCACGUGGCGGAUGGCCAACGGCGGGACGGCGCACGCCGAGGGUGCGUUCCGGACGGGGACGUUGGGGAUGGGACUGCCGCGGCUGAGCGUCGUUCACAAAGAGGUCAAGGUUGCGGACGACGACAAGUUGCCUGCGGGCCAGGAGAAGACGCGGAAGCGGACGAUUGAGUUUGCGAAUUUCAUGCUGGGCGGGAUCUGGCACCGCAUCGACGUCGUGGACGAGUUUGUGGUGAAGCGGACGGGCUCGGGCGAGGUGGUCAAGAGGUGGACGGAGAAGACGUCCAAGAAGGCGUAUACCUUUGAUGAGGCCGGGUUGGCGGGCAAGGGCGAGGAGUAUUGGUUCACGUACCGGCAUCAGCUGGAGCAGUUUGUCAACCGCGUCAGGGGCAGGGAGACGAGCGUGUGGGUUGAUGGGGAGGAUAGUGUUAGUCAGAUGAGGAUGAUUGACAUGGCGUAUGAGAAGGCUGGGCUGCCGCUUAGAAAGUCAACCAGUGUUACGAUUUAG
This is a messenger RNA of Colletotrichum paranaense, 1194 nucleotides long. RefSeq lists its product as uncharacterized. Bases 1 to 1194 code for a protein of 397 amino acids. The transcript has 3 exons. Gene Ontology annotation, molecular function: nucleotide binding. The record is from RefSeq and is a predicted model, not a curated record. NCBI's taxonomy places the organism in Eukaryota, Fungi, Ascomycota, Sordariomycetes, Glomerellales, Glomerellaceae.